UAGGGCCUCCUCCUCGAGGCGGGCGGGGGGCGGGGCCUGGAGGGGCGGGGCGGGGCGCGCGCGGGGCUGCGGAAGCGGCGGCGUCGGUUGGGCCUCCCACACAAAAUGGCGGAGGGCGACAACAGGAGCAGCAACCUGCUGGCUGCAGAGACAGCUGGCUUGGAAGAGCAGUUGCAAGGAUGGGGAGAGGUGAUUCUGGUGACUGACAAGAUCCUUCGCUGGGAAAAGCCAUGGUUUCCACCUGCGAUGAUCAGCGUUGUCUCCUUUGUUUUUCUGAUGAUCUACUACUUGGACCCCUCAGUUCUUUCAGGAGUUUCUUGUUUUGUCAUGUUGCUUUGUUUGGCUGACUACCUUGUACCUGCCCUUGCCCCUCGGAUCUUUGGCUCCAGUAAAUGGACAACGGAGCAGCAGCAACGAUUCCAUGAAAUCUGUAGCAUUCUGGUAAAAACUCGACGCAGGAUUGUUGGUUGGUGGAAACGCCUCUUUACCUUUAAGGAGGAAAAGCCUAAAAUGUACUUCAUGACAAUGCUGUGUUCAUUAGCUGUGAUCGCUUGGAUCGGGCAGCAGGUCCAUAACCUCUUCCUCACCUAUCUAAUUGUGAGCUGCUUCUUGUUGUUUCCUGGAUUAAACAAACAUGGAAUAAUUUCAAAAUAUGCUGGAAUGGCAAAAAGGGAAGUCAACAAGCUCCUCAAGCAGAAGGAGAAGAAAAAUGAAUGAACCUUUGCUUGCUAAUUCGCACCAUGGUAAAAUUUGUGUUCUGGGAACAAUUCAUAGAAUUAUUGUGUGUUUAAUAGUAUAGAAGUGCUUAUUGCAUUUUAACUUUACACUGGGCCCCCUCCUUCUGCUGUUUUAAAUAGAAACUGUGUAGUGCCUCAGUCACACACUAAUACAAUUUGCUAAACAUCGACAGUCAUUCUUUGUGGCUAGCAACCUCCUAGUGUGAUGAGGUUGCUGAUUAGCGUGUGAUGUUGGUAAACUUUAUAUUGGUGUGAAGAUGUCCUUUGUUACUGUUUUUGGUGGAAAGACUGUUCUCCAUUCCUGUUAAGCAUUUUGAAGAUCCACUUGGGAGUAUCUAGACUGACUUACUGAUCUCCUGCAGAUUAAGUUGAAGAACUUCUUCCAGAAUUGUGGGCCACAGAUCAUUUGGAUCAACAGAGCUCCUAAAUACUUGCAUUUGAGUUUUCACUAGCUCUGUAAUACAACUUAUUGCACUGAAACUAUGGAAAAUUUAAGUUUGGAUGCACAGUCAGUCAAUUUUCUUGCUUUUGUUAUUUAAACUGUGAUAGUUCUGUGUUGUGCAACAUGUCUUUUAGGGUUUUUUUUAAUAUGGUCUGUAUAAAAUCAUGUUGAAAAUACUUGAUGCAUUUGUCUCAAGUCUCUGGAGUUAUUUUUGUGUUUUCUUAAUGCUAUUUUGUUACGACCACUUCACUUUUUAUUAAGUAAAGCAUCUGUAGCCUGCUAAAAUAAGCCCCUUAAAUUUGUGUUUAAAAGACAAUUUCAGUCUUAAUUGUAAACAGAUAAGCAGUGUUAACGGCAGAUUGAAAAUAUAGACUUGAGAAACCUUGAA
Hemicordylus capensis (graceful crag lizard) is the source of this 1567-nucleotide messenger RNA. It is a transcript of the gene ARL6IP1, whose product is annotated as ADP ribosylation factor like GTPase 6 interacting protein 1. The record is from RefSeq and is a predicted model, not a curated record. The coding region runs from base 106 to 717 and encodes 203 amino acids. Lineage: Eukaryota; Metazoa; Chordata; Lepidosauria; Squamata; Cordylidae. The transcript has 6 exons.